AUGAACUGGGUUGGAGGCUCCCGUAAAAGAAUCAUACUUAACAAGGAGAAAAGAAAGCAAAAGGAAUUUUUUGAAAAGGAAAAACUGAAAUCAAAGAUGAAACUUUUAGGAGUAUCUCCCCUUAAAAAGUCAGCUGUCAGUCUAGAUCUUCUCAACUUGUAUGUUGUUAACCAGAUCUCUACUAGGAAGGAUAAUACUGACGAUAUCCGAAAGCCAGUUCAUGUGGAAAUUAACAGAGGAAUAAAAUAUCCAUUGAGAAAACAUAACGUAGAAUUGCCCAAAUCACCAGAAUGCAGACAAUCUAAAUCUUUGUCAGAUGAUAUCCAGCUCAGGGUGCAACAAGAAGUAUUAGAAAACAGACGGAAAUACCUGUUAGAGAAGGAAAACAUUAAGGCACAAGUAAGCUUUAUAAAGUGUUGACAGAGCUUACAAGCAUCUCAGCUGGCAAACACUAAGUGUGAAGAUCCUUGGCUUUCUAAACCACCAUACAGGCAAAACAAUUUCAACACGCCAAAUGUAGAGGGACAUGCUGGCCUGUAUUUCCAGCAGCUGAACAGUCCAGAAUGUGGUAGCAUGUUUGGCAAGUCUCCCAAGUUCACGGCCGAUGCAACCUUCGAAAGCAACCGCAGAGAAGACCCAUUUGUUGGCAUUGUGACUGACCCUAUGAAGAAUACCCAUGGAGAAACUUCCCAUCCUAUCACAGCAUUAUUUGAAGAGAAGAAUCAACCGUUUUUGACUCUCCCUUCUUCACAGUCCUGCCAUUCUUUUGCUAAAAAGAACAUCAUUGAUCAGCUGUUUACAGAUUCAGGUGAUGUACAUCAAAUACCCAAUUUGCAUAGUCCUUAUAGAGACGAGAUGCAGCAGACGGCAUGUUCUGUUCAAAGACAGUCUGCGGAAAGGGAUCUCAAAGGGAUUUUUACAGCUCCAGAGCAGAUUUUAUUUUCUAACAGUCAAAGUUUAAAUGCAGUCGACCAAGAGACUGCUAAGUCUCAGUUGAAAGAUUGCUAUCUAGAAGAAAGGAAUUGUGAAAUAUUUACAGAUCAACAAGAGAACACCAAAGAUUUUGAAAAUACAGGGAGAUUUGAAAACCAAAUGAAAAAUAUGAAUGUAGCAGAAACAAUAGAGAACUAUUUUCAAAAACGGGAGGAUGCGCUGGCAGACUCAAAUCUGAAUCAUUUGCAGAUCUUUGGACUUGAAGAGGUAAAAGGUUAUGAAUCUUCGCUAAGCAGCCAGUCACCUAGUUAUUCACCAAAGCCAACAGAGAGAUAUAUCAGCACCACAUCUGAUGAGUCUGACAAGAAAGAACAAGACGACAAAGCCUUGUGUAUUUUUGAGGACACUUUCCCAAGAAGUCAUGGCAAUUCCCUUUCAGGAAAUCAGAGGGCACAGUGCUCCCGCCAGUCAAUGCACAUGUAUUCUGUUUUUCAUGAAAGUGCAUCCAGAGAAACACUUGAUAUUGACCACCAGACAAAGCCAGACAUGGAUCUAAGAAAAGAUAUGUCACACCAAACUGGGAAAGAUUUGUUGGGUGUAUCUUUUGAAAAUCAAUAUGUUAAUGUCAACCCAAGGCGCAAUGCUUGGUCCCAAACAGAGCUCUAUGGAACAGAUGGAAUUAAAAAAUGUGAUGCAGCCAUACAGUGCAACAUAAUGCAGGCUUGCAGCUGUAAAAAUGUGCUGUCCUCUGUCCAUAGUGCUGAAAUUGUCUUUUCUACCAGCAAAGCAGAGACCACUGGAGGGCAGAGCAUUCCAGCAGACAGAGCAGCGCUUGCGUCUCCAAGUUGCUGA
Molecule: messenger RNA, 1785 nt
Organism: Anolis sagrei ordinatus
Lineage: Eukaryota; Metazoa; Chordata; Lepidosauria; Squamata; Anolidae
Source: RefSeq, a predicted model, not a curated record